CUUCCCGCCCAUGAACCACCUCCAUGGACCAGUCCCACAGGAAACCACAGCCAGCCCACCACGCAGGACCCACAUCCCGUCUCCCCAGCCUCAAACACCGGCUCCACCUACGAAACCAGCGCCAUGGAACUUCCCGCCAGUGCUCACCCCCAACCCGCGCGCGAGCUACUAAACCCACGCCCCCACCCCAUUCGCAGCACACAUCCCAGUAGUCCUCCUAGCCGCCGUCGUUUCAAACCCGGGAGGAAACCCUAAGCGGCUAAUCCCACACGCCGGCGCGGCCGCGAACCCCGGCCGAUCGGCGCCGAUGAGAGGGGGGAGGAGCGGGAGGGGGAGAGUGCGGCGGGGAGGCGGCGCCGCCGCCGCUCGGCCGCCGCGGGGCGAGCGCGCCGCCGGCGUCCAGGUCAUCGAACUCAGCGAUGAUGAUGUGAAGUCAGCGACGCAGCAACCACCGAAAGGAGAAAUCGUGGAGGGAUGUGCGGCAGAGGAUUUCAAGGCGCCCCCAUGCGAUUCCACCGAGGAAGGUGUGAUUAGAAGUUCACAUUUCUCAGUUCUCACAAUCGUCGCCUCAGGCACGAAACCCUGUUCAUGUUCGAUACAUCAACUAACUCACUGUUUGUGUUUGCACCUGAUUACUGCUUGAUAAUUUCCACAAAGAACCUGGGGCGUCUUAGAAAGCGAACAGCUGCUGGUGGUGCUGCAACUUCUGAGUUGCAUGAGGAUGAGCUAAAUGUUGCUGAUGUCAAGCUGAGCAAUGAUGAAGUACGUGGGCAAAUGUUGCCUGCAUGUAGAAGCUCCAAACGCCUAUGUGGACAGCAAAUUAGAAAGCAAGACUCGGUUGGGAGGGAGGGCGAGGAUGAUGUAUUUGCAGACAGCAAGGAUGGUGGGCAAAUGUUGCAUCCAUGCAGAAGAUCCAAACGUCUACAGAGAAACCUAGCUGCAAAGCAAGAAUUGAGUAGCAUGGAGAGUCAGCAUGAUGUAUUUGUGAACAGCGAGGAUGAGUCCAAAACGUUGGUUCAACAAAGGAGGCCAAACCGCCUCAGAAAGAGAUUUAUAUCUGAGUAUUAUAGUGGUGAAUUGGCUGAAGAUAAACACACAUCACGGAGUAGCUCUGAUUAUGAUUAUGAUCACUUGCCCCCUCAACGAAGAUCAAAGCGUCUUCGACACAGAAUGCGAACUACAUAUGAUGCAUUUGACGACGAUUCUGAUAGUGACAGUGUGGAUAAUCAUAGGAAGGCAAUUCCAUGCAGAAGAAUGUCAAAGCGUCUACAAGAGAAACAGAAGGCUGACAAUGUUUCAGAUGAGAACUGCACCGAAGCUUCUUCGUAUAUGUUGUCAGUGUCUUCAUCCACAGGAUCAGAUGACGAGCUAUUGCGUAGUACCGUAAAACCUUGCAAAGGCACUUCUAGUGGACCUAUUUGCUCAAUAUGUAAGAGUGGAGCUGGCAGCUGUCUUCUGAUCCAGUGCCAGAAUUCAAGCUGUUCUCGUAGCUUCCACACCUUCUGUCUUAGUCCUCCGAUGCAAGAUACUAAAGGCAUAUUGGUGUGUCCUCUGUGCAAAUUCGAUAAAGCAUCCUUGUCUAAGGGGAUGGAAGUGUAUGCCUCAAAAAAGAUCCAAAGGCUUGUAGGUUGCAGACGGGUGAUUCUUCAGGAGUCAGAUUUCCAGUAUCAAAUCCUAGUGAAGUGGCAAUUACUUUCUCAUCACCAUGACUGCUGGGUUCCACUUGAUUGGCUUCUUGUUUUUGACCGUCUACGAGCACAAAGCUACAUAAGGAAGAAUACCUUGCCUAAAGAGGUUUACACGGACGAUCAAAGGAAACCUGAAUGGUUUGAAGUAGAUCGUGCCAUUGCAUGUCAUCGGAAGUUUGAUCUUGGUUUAUGUGACGUCUUAGCUAGUUCCAAGGAUAAUGAAGACUUUGAAGGAUAUGAAUUCCUUGUGAAAUGGAAAGGCCUUGAUUAUUGUGAUGCUACAUGGGAGUCGUAUUCCACUGAAGGCGUGCAGUCAGCUGUUUCUAUGCUUGUCAAAAGGCAUCAAAAUACUUCACGAAGAGUUGAUUGUGUCAGCCCAAUGAACAUCGAAGGGAUGGUAUCAGAAAAUGUACACAAUGAUGCACUAUACGAUUAUCAGCUUCAAGGGUUAAAAUGGAUGUUCGAUAAUUUUAAAUCUAGGAGGAGCGUUAUUCUUGCUGAUGAAAUGGGUCUUGGCAAAACUGUCCAAGUUGUCAGCUUUCUCAGCCACAUAAUCAAGGGAAGUUUCACAACAUCUCCUGCGUUGGUUCUUGCUCCAAAGAGCAUCCUACUGCAAUGGAAAAAGGAAUUUGAUCGCUGGGCACACGAUCUUAAUAUUAUUGUUUACCAAGGAGAUAAGGACUCCAGAAAGUGUAUUCAAGCUCAUGAAAUGUACUCUACCGAAGGGAAGACUCUAUUUGAUGCUCUAGUGACAAGUUAUGAGAUUAUCCAAAUUGAUAAAGCAGUUCUACAAAAAAUUAAGUGGUCAAUGAUUGUCAUUGAUGAGGCUCACAGAUUGAAGAAGCUUGAUUGCAAUCUUGCAUCCUGCCUAAAAAAAUAUAGCUCAGAAUUCCGGUUGCUACUUACAGGAACACCGUUGCAAAAUAACAUCUUGGAAUUGUUUUCGUUGCUUCACUAUAUUGAUCCAGAUGAGUUCUCUGACCCAAAGGCUGAUGCGUUGUUCUCACCAAUUGAAUCUGAACUGGAUUUGACAAUUGAUGAAAAAAUUGCUCGCAUUCAUGAUAUUCUAAAGCCUAGGAUGUUGAGGAGAAUGAAAUCUGAUGUGCUAAAAGAUUCUAUGCCAACAAAGAAGUGGGUGGAAGUUCCGUGUGCGCUUACAGAUUCUCAGAGAGAUCUUUACAUUAAUAUUCUAGAGAAAAACUACUCAAAGUUGAAUAGUGCUAUUCAGUAUGGUAGGAAGCUUUCUCUGAACAAUGUACUUAUGGAGCUGCGGAAAUGCUGCAAUCAUCCGUAUCUAUUUCCAGGAUUGGAAGUUAAACAGCACGAAGGAGAAGAUGUUUUCCAGUCACUUGUUUCUGCAUCAGGGAAACUUCAACUCUUAGACAAGUUGCUCCCAAAAUUGAAAGAAAGAGGGAACCGUGUAUUGAUUUUCUCCCAGAUGACGAAGAUGCUUGAUAUUCUUGAGGACUUCCUUUCUUUCCUGGGAUACAAAUAUGCACGCAUAGAUGGACAGACAGCACUCUCUGCGAGGCAGGAGAGCAUAAAAGAAUACAACAACACUGAAAGUGAAACAUUUAUUUUCUUGAUGUCAACUCGUGCUGGUGGUCUAGGUAUUGACCUGCCUGGUGCUAAUAGAGUAAUUAUAUAUGCAUUUAUGGACUUGCAAGCACAGUCCAGGGCUCACCGGAUUGGCCAGACCCGACCGGUGGUUGUUUACCAGCUUAUUACAAAAUGUUCUGUUGAAGCAAAGAUAUUGCAGAAGUCUAAGCAGAAGCUGGCCAUUGAAAAUAUUUUAAUGAACUCUUCCAAGAAGCCGCCAAGUGCUGAUGAGCUGAAGUCCAUUCUACUACAUGGAGCCAAGAUAAUUCAGGACAAAAAGGAGAUUAAAGCUGUAUCAAUCCAUUAUGAUGACGAGGCCAUUGAGAAUCUCCUCAAGCUAGACCCUUCUAGUGAUGAGAUGUGCACUAAAGAAGGCAACGGUUAUCUCGGCGGCAUCGAGAGCUUUCCUCAUGGUGCCGAGGACGUAGUACCUCCCUCCCCCAAGGUUGAGGAUUUAAAAGUAUUCAAGCCUGCCACUCCCAAGGUGGAUCUUGGCCGCGGGAGAAGGCAGAGGAACGCCGUGAAGUAUUUCGAGGAGACGGACAAUGAAGACAGCGAUGACAUGUACGCUCCAGAGGCUUCCUCCGAGUCCAGUAGCUCUUCCUCUGAUGAUGAAACAGAUGAAGAAAUUCCUGAAGUAGCACGCGCUAGAACUGAAGUAGACAUGAAAGCUGAAACAGUGAGCGUUGUGAAGCCAGAAGUAGCUCCCGUUCCUGGCAGCCCCUUGACUUCCUCAGAGUCAGAGUCCGGCAGCUCUUCCUCGGAUGAUGAAAUGGAAGAGGUUAAGCCUAUUGUAGCAGGCGUGAAGCCUCAAGCGUCCGGCAGCUCUUCCUCAGAGUCAGACUCCGGCAGCUCUUCCUCAGAGUCCGGUAGCUCGUCCUCAGAGUCAGACUCCGGCAGCUCUUCCUAGGAUGAUGAAACCGAAGAGGUUAAGUCUGUUGUAGCACCUGACAGUUGAUGCAGAAACUCAGGCUAGUCGUCCAUUCCUUUUGUAUAGGAUUAUCUAUAUAACUGCUUAAGUAGAAUUAUGUAGCUGAUUUAUAUGCCGACUUUUGGGGCGUCUGUCCAUGUAUGGUGAGAACUGACGAGUGAUGGCACCUUUAUUGCCUUAUUUAUGGUUGCUGAUAUAUAGCUACGUAAGAAUUAUGAGUGA
This is a messenger RNA of Triticum aestivum (bread wheat), 4440 nucleotides long. Its product is annotated as chromodomain-helicase-DNA-binding protein 3. The record is from RefSeq and is a predicted model, not a curated record. Gene Ontology annotation, biological process: chromatin remodeling. Gene Ontology annotation, cellular component: chromatin; nucleus. Gene Ontology annotation, molecular function: DNA binding; ATP binding; ATP-dependent chromatin remodeler activity. Lineage: Eukaryota; Viridiplantae; Streptophyta; Magnoliopsida; Poales; Poaceae.